Molecule: messenger RNA, 820 nt
Organism: Phodopus roborovskii (desert hamster)
Lineage: Eukaryota; Metazoa; Chordata; Mammalia; Rodentia; Cricetidae
Gene: Il6
Product: interleukin 6
Exons: 4
Coding region: 27-614 (195 amino acids)
Biological process (GO): immune response; T-helper 17 cell lineage commitment; positive regulation of cell population proliferation
Cellular component (GO): extracellular region
Molecular function (GO): cytokine activity; interleukin-6 receptor binding; growth factor activity
Source: RefSeq, a predicted model, not a curated record
UCCAUCCACUUGCCUUCUUGGGAUUGAUGCUGGUGAUGACCACUGCCCUUCCUACCUCACGAGUCCGGAGAGGAGACUUCACAGAGGACACCACUCCCAACAGACCAGUAUAUACCACUUUGCAACAAGUUGGAGGCUUGAUUACAUACGCCCUCAGGGAAAUCUUCGAAAUGAGAAAAGAGUUGUGUAAUAACAAUCCCGAUUGUAUGAAGUAUGAUGAUGCAUUGUCAGAAAACAAUCUGGAACUUCCGGUGAUAGAAAGGAAUGACGGAUGCCUCCAAACAGAAUACAAUUGGGAAAUUUGCCUACUGAAAAUCACCUCUGGCCUUCUGGACUACCAGAUCUAUCUGGAGUUUGUGACGAACAAUGUACAAGAUAACAAGAAAGACAAAGCCAGAGUCAUUCAGAGCACCACCAAAACCCUAAAUCAGAUCUUCAAACAAGAGGUAAAGGAUCCAGGUAAAAUAGUCACGCCUUGCCCAACUUCCAAGGCCCUCCUAAUGGAGAAGCUGGAGUCACAGAAGGAGUGGCCAAGGACCAAGACUAUCGAACUCAUCCUGAAAGCACUUGAAGAAUUCCUAAAAGUCACCAUGAGGUCUACUCGGCAAAACUAGUGUGCUGUGCCUAAGCGUACGGAUCUGUGGACACUCACUACGGUCAGAAACAUAUCCUGUCAUUGGGUAUCUGCCUUAUGUUGUUCUCUACGAAGAACUGACAGUAUGAAUGCUGGGACACUAUUUUAAUUAUUUUUAAUUUAUUGAUAAUUUAAAUAUGUAAACUGUAAGUUAAUUUAUGAUUAAUAUUUAUAUAAUUUUUAUGA